AAAUUAUUCUAAUUAUAAACUUAAAGCAAAUUAUAGAUAGAAAAGCUAUACAUUUUAUCACCUGCAAAAUAUACAACACAAAGAAAUUUACGUAUUUGUGUUACUACCGGGAAUUUUUUCUUGGCUGUCGAUACACUUUAAACAUGCACUUAAAAAACAUGUGCACGUAACGAUUCAGCCUUUAAUUAUUUCAAUUCGAUAAAAUUUUACGUAUAUAACAUAUACAUUGCAACGUUAGUAACCAUUCUCACAAUCAGUCUCUUGUUUUAACUCUAUUAUAGUCACUCAGUCUCCGUAAACAUUUUGUGCUAAAAUAAAAUGGUAAAUGUUUAGCCAAUAGAAGUUUUACAUAUAGAAAGUGACCAUUUAAACCCGUGGACAUAGCACAGAAUAGAACCGCACGCUGUGGACGAGCGACAUGUCGCUCGUGGACUGGCUGCGUAGUUCCAAUGUGUACCACUCGUGGACAUGCGUUAGUUUACGGGGCGGAAAAGUGAUUGCACAUUCUCUUAUGGACCUGGCCGCUCUCAGGCUUCUCUUUGUCGGUACUGCAAUGAAUAUUGGAACGCAGUCUCGUUCUGCUGAAUUGAAGAACUUGCGCACAAUGCGGUUCCAACAUAAAUUUACAUAGUUACCACAAUUGUGUCAUAAGUUUUUUCUUUUCCGUUGGAGAUCAUGUCUUUGAAUGAAAAAACAAAUAUUGUAAUUGAAGAGUAUAAAGAAAAAAACCAUAGAAAGAACGUUCGCAAACAGAAACGCGCUCAUCACAGACUGAUCAGAGAUAUGAACAUCAAGUGCGCUGAUGAACCUACACAGCAUUUAAUGAUCUGCAACGGCGGCUUGGUGACGGGUAUGAAAAGAGAAACGUUGCAAUAUGUACUGGAUGCAUUAAUUACCAAGUAUGUUCUAAUAAUGCCAAUAAACAAGUCGUAUUGUUUUGUAACAUGUAAUUCAAAAAAGGAUGCGAUAUGCGUAUAUAAUUACGUUCACGGACGUAUGAAACUUCCAGGCCAAAAUGGGCCGCUAUACAUGUGCUAUACUGAAACAGUUCCUAUCACAGAUGACAACACAUCUAAUUCUGAAUUUCCACCUGGUCUUAAGUUACUAGAGAAUUUCAUAACAGAAGAACAAGAAAAACAUCUGUUAAGAACAAUUAAUUGGGAAGAUUAUGAAUCUGCCUCGUCGCAACUGAAACACAGGCAAGUAAAACAUUUUGGAUACGAGUUCGAAUACAGUACAAAUAUGGUAGAUCCUGACAAGCCUAUCGCACCAAUUCCUGAGGAAUAUAAAUUCUUGCAAGAUCUGUUUGACGAACAUAAUCAAGACCACACGUACGACCAGCUGACCAUUAACAAGUACUUGCCCGGACAAGGCAUACCGCCACACAUUGAUACGCACAGUGUCUUCGAAGACACAAUACUGUCCUUGUCACUCGGCUCCGCGUGCAUUAUGAACUUCAAAAAGGAAGAUCGGAAGAUCGAUGUGUUCUUACCCGCCAGAUCGUUGUUGAUCAUGUCGGAAGAGGCGAGAUACGCGUGGACACACGGUAUCUGUCCUCGUUACAACGAUGUGAUCGAGACAGACGAGGGAACUACGACGCGGGAACGUGGAACCAGAGUGUCGUUUACUUUUAGAAAAGUGCGACGAGGUAAAUGCUGUUGCGAUUUCAGAGAAUAUUGUGAUUCUUCAAUACAUGACUCAGCUACUAUGUUCAUCGAUUCCAAGGCCGCAUCCGGACUAGAGGAUUCCUAUGUACACAAGGUUUAUGAGGAAAUAUCUAAUCACUUCAGUGAGACGCGACACAAACAGUGGCCUAAUGUAACCAAAUUUCUUGAAAGUCUCGAAGAAGGCACAUUGCUGCUAGAUGUGGGCUGUGGAAAUGGCAAAUAUCUUUGCGGAAAUCAGAAUACGUACAAAGUGGGAUGCGAUUACAGUUUCGGAUUGACGAGUAUAUGUCGCAAGCGGAAUUUCGAGGUUCUCCAGUGCGAUUGUCUGUAUCUACCGUAUAAAGACAAUUCUUUCGACGCGACAAUUAGCAUCGCGGUGAUUCAUCACCUGUCAACUCGAGAGCGAAGACGUCGCGCUAUUUUCGAAAUGAUCAGAGUGCUCAGGCCAAUGGGAAGAUGUUUGAUCUACGCGUGGGCGAAGGAGCAACGCAAAGACUCGGCAGAUUCGUUCUACCUCAAGUACAGCAAAAAGAACAGGGGCGAGGACGGGAUCAGUUUGAGCGAGAUCAGCGAAAGAAUUUCCGAUUGUCAAGUAACGCUGCCGGUUCACGAAAACAGAACGAACUUUGCUCACAGCGAUAUGCUGGUUCCUUGGAAGAAAAAGGACGGCGAACGUUUUCUUCGUUAUUAUCACGUCUUUCAGGAGGGCGAACUGGCAAAACUGUGUGCAGAAGUGCCCGCGGUCACGAUCAAGGAGAUCUAUUACGAUCAGGGUAAUUGGUGCGCGAUCUUAGAAAAAUGUACAGAAAACUCGUGAAAAGAAAUUAAAUUUCCUUAAUCAAUCCAAGUGUGUGAAAUCUCCAAAUUUAUUUCAUUAUUUAUUUAACUGUUACCUCCUCUCUU
This is a messenger RNA of Pseudomyrmex gracilis, 2570 nucleotides long. RefSeq names its product alkylated DNA repair protein alkB homolog 8. The transcript is spliced from 8 exons. Gene Ontology annotation, molecular function: S-adenosylmethionine-dependent methyltransferase activity; nucleic acid binding. The coding region runs from base 676 to 2484 and encodes 602 amino acids. The record is from RefSeq and is a predicted model, not a curated record. Lineage: Eukaryota; Metazoa; Arthropoda; Insecta; Hymenoptera; Formicidae.